Pogoniulus pusillus (Red-fronted tinkerbird) is the source of this 1538-nucleotide messenger RNA. It is a transcript of the gene NUP42, whose product is annotated as nucleoporin 42. NCBI's taxonomy places the organism in Eukaryota, Metazoa, Chordata, Aves, Piciformes, Lybiidae. The record is from RefSeq and is a predicted model, not a curated record. Gene Ontology annotation, cellular component: nuclear envelope. Gene Ontology annotation, molecular function: nuclear export signal receptor activity; metal ion binding. The coding region runs from base 46 to 1302 and encodes 418 amino acids. The transcript is spliced from 7 exons.
CGCUCGCCUCGGACGUCAGAACGGCCGCGGCGGGCGCCGGCCGCCAUGGCCAUCUGCCAGUUCUUCCUGCAGGGCCGCUGCCGCUUCGGCGAGAGGUGCUGGAACGAGCAUCCUCGGGGCGGCGGCCGCGGCCGCGCCGGGCCCUCUGCCGCCCAGCACCAAGGUACUGGCAGAGGAGGAGGAGGAUGGGGUACCACUAACCAGAGAUACACUAAUGUUAUCCAGCCAUCUACCUUUAAGUCUAAUUCAUGGGGUGGCAGCAGAGAUCAAGGAAGAGGAUUUUUUGGCUCUUCAGACUUGGGAUCAUCAGGUGACAACAGCACAAAUGCAGGCUUUUCACAGAACAGAUUCUCUGCAUUGCUGACCAGUCAAAGUACUGCUGAUGGCUAUAAAGAUGAAGAGGAGAGACUUCUAGAGUGUGUAGUGAAAGACAUGGAAAUUUGGGAAUCUUCAGGACAAUGGAUAUUUUCAUCUUAUUCACCCAUGAAAGGAAAGCCAAAUAUCUCAGGUUUCCCAGAUUUCUCACCAGAAGAGUUGCAUCUGGAGUACUAUACCUGCAGAGCAAACAAUAACAUUCAAAACUAUAUCGCUUCUGUCCAGCAGUUAGCAGCACAAUGGAAAAAUCGCCUGAUUCAGUUGAAAGCUUUGGAUUCAUCAACAAGAGCAGCUUUGCUGUCUGAACUAAAGAACACAGUCACUCAGCCAGUGCCUGCCUUUGGAUUUGGAGGGCAGGUAACACCAAGCUUUGGGUCAUCAAGCUUUCCUGGGAGCAGCAGCAGUAACAGCGCCAGCACUUUCUCCUUUAAAACAAGCACCGGUCUCAGCAGUGGAUCAUCUGGGAACUCCCCUGCUUUUGGGAGCUCUUCUGCCGGCAUGACGUCCUCACCAAGCAUGUCCCAUUCUGUUGGCUUUGGCAACCCGACAGCUCCAUCUGCAGCCUCCUUCUCAUUUAAAACUUCGGAAACAACGAGUGGUUUUGGAACUUCAGGGUUUUCAGGGUUUGGCAGUUCUUCCGCCAUGAACUCUUCCAGCACUACUCCAUUUACUGCCUUUGGAUCCUUUAAUACAGCAGUAGCAGCUUCUUCCUCGCAUUCAAGCAGUACUUUAUUUGGGCAGGCUGCCAGUGCCUCUGGACAGAAUGUAACAUCAUCGUUUUUGGCAGGCACAAACACUACAUUGGAGAAGUUAUUUACACCGAAAAGCGACUUAUCAGCUGAAGAGCUGAAACAAUUUGAAGCAAAGAAGUUUACAUUAGGAAAGAUUCCUCUUAAGCCUCCACCAUUAGAAUUUUUAAAUAUUUAGGACCUUUAAGUUUAUUCUAAAAUGAUUUUGUAACUUCUCAACUUAACCAUACAAUUUUGUGGUGAGACAAUGAAACAAAAUGCAUCCAUUUGAGUUAAUUUUCCUUUAAAGUCUUCAGUAAUGACAAACACAUAGUAUAAACCUCUGAACAUUGAUUUUUAUCAUUCCUUGAUCAUUUUGGAAUGGAUGUCCUUUUAUCAUCCAGGAAAUAAACAAAGUGACUUUUUUUUAAAAAA